Lacerta agilis (Sand lizard) is the source of this 1698-nucleotide messenger RNA. It is a transcript of the gene ECHS1, whose product is annotated as enoyl-CoA hydratase, short chain 1. Gene Ontology annotation, biological process: fatty acid beta-oxidation. Gene Ontology annotation, cellular component: mitochondrion. Bases 36 to 920 code for a protein of 294 amino acids. NCBI's taxonomy places the organism in Eukaryota, Metazoa, Chordata, Lepidosauria, Squamata, Lacertidae. Gene Ontology annotation, molecular function: enoyl-CoA hydratase activity. The record is from RefSeq and is a predicted model, not a curated record. The transcript has a single exon.
GGGCUCCUCUUGCCCUUACCUUUUGCCCUGCCAGCAUGGCCGCCGCCUGCGCCCUCCGCCGCCUCCGCCUGCCUCUCCUGCCCUCGGCAGCUGCCGCGCGGAGGCCUCCCCGUCGCUUCCUGGCGGCGGCGGCGGCGCCUCAGUUCCAGUACAUCGUGGUGGAGAAGCGCGGCUCGGCGCAGAGCGUGGCGGUGAUCCGCCUGAACCGCCCGCAGGCCCUGAACGCGCUGUGCGACGGGCUGAUGGCCGAGGUGGGCGAGGCGCUGGACGCCCUGGAGCGGGACCCUGGCGUGGGCGCCGUGGUCAUCACGGGCAGCGAGAAGGCGUUCGCGGCCGGCGCGGACAUCAAGGAGAUGCAGGGCCGCACCUUCCAGGAGUGCUACGCGGGGAACUUCCUGGCGCACUGGAACCGGGUCUCCACGGUCAGGAAGCCCGUCAUCGCCGCGGUCAACGGCUACGCGCUCGGCGGAGGCUGCGAGCUGGCCAUGAUGUGCGACAUCAUCUACGCCGGCGAGAAGGCGCAGUUCGGGCAGCCCGAGAUCCUGCUGGGCACCAUCCCCGGCGCCGGCGGCACGCAGAGGCUGACCCGGGCCGUGGGCAAGUCCCUGGCCAUGGAGAUGAUCCUCACCGGCGAGCGCAUCUCGGCGCAAGAGGCCAAGGCGGCCGGCCUGGUCAGCAGGGUCUGCCCCGUGGACAAGCUGCUGGACGAAGCCGUCGGAUGCGGCGAGAAGAUCGCCAGGAACUCCAAGCUGGUGGCGGCCAUGGCCAAGGAGGCGGUGAAUGCGGCCUUCGAGAUGACUCUGGCUGAGGGCAAUAAGGCAGAGAAGAGGCUGUUCCAUGCCACCUUCGCCACAGACGACAGGAAAGAAGGGAUGAGCGCCUUCGUGGAGAAGAGGCAGGCGAACUUUAAGGACCACUGAGUCGCCCCGCAGAAGCCGCUGAUGCACAGUGCGCUGGGGGUUGGCUGGCUGGCUGGCUGAAGAGAUCGCAGCCGUGUUUAUCCAGUCUGCUCAGAUGGCCUCUUCCAAGUGGCACCUCUCUGUGACAGGAGGCCUUUAAUUGCAAAUUAUGUGCCUUUCACUUGCCAGGAAGAUUGGGGGGGGGGCAUAGUUUGGGGAUAUGCAAUUCUCCGUGAUCAGUUUCUUUUGUAAGGAAAUAAUUAUUGUCUACAGGUCUCCUUAAAUCAACUGUUGGAGUAUGCCCCUGUCUGAAGACACCUUGGAUUACAUAGUUCCCCAAUUUGUUUAAUUGUACUAAAUGGCCCCGAGACAGCAAUGCCAGAUGUAGAUGUUACACAUGCACAUACAUGCAUGCACAAAACUUUAAGCUCUGUGAUUCUUUCCCAGCUCAGAUUGUAGGUUUACCUCCACAUUAGGGUGAGUAGAGGCAGGUGCUUUAAUACUAUCUUCAUCCUGGGCUGCUGACUCCUGUAUGUGGUUUGGGAGAGGUAUGCCCAGGGUAGUGUUUCUUUUGGUUUGAUCUGUUCUGUACUUGUUUCCACCAUCAGAGUACUGCUCUGGUGGUGAGUCUGAGCUGUAGCUGAUGGCCACUGCAAUGUGGUGGUGGGAAAAGGCUUAAGGGUAUCCUGGGGCUGGGCUUUGCAUCUCUGCAUAAAGCAGCAAAUGGUAGUCUAGUCUGCAUUAACUGAAUAAAUGUGACAAUACAUGUCUUUAAUAAAAUUACAUCAUUUCAAAAAGA